AUGGUCCUGGCUUUUCACUGCCGGGUCUUGAGCAUGAUGCUCUUGGUGCAAGCAGUUGAUGCACAUGCUGUAGACAGCUGUGCCGGCGGCGUGUCCCUGCUGCAGAACAGCCUCCACGUCCAGUCUCGUGCACGUGGCCUUCAGAGAGCAACCAAGCCGUGGGAGACGUACUUGUACUAUGUAGGGACUCAUCACAAAGCCGGGAGCCAGCUGACACGAAACACCAUGAAGUGGGCUCUCGACUUUCUGGGAGCCAACUAUUCCUGUCAGGAGCAUCAUUUUCAGCACGCCACUCUGACAACAGUGGGAGGCCAUAACAAAUGUGCCGUCUCUUCGGACUGUCGCAUUCACUGGGAUAAUGUCGCCACCCAAGAACGCGUUCAGUCGAAUCGCGAGCUGGCCGGUGCAGGUGGCAUGAAGUUCGCUCAUGCUCUGCGUGACCCCAAGACGAUGCUUGCCUCCUCCUACUGUUAUCAUCAUCGCGGAGAGGAGUAUGGCAAUCCCAUUGCUCCCUGGCCGGACAUCAUGUACAUGGGGCCGCUCGAGGGCUUGCAUGCUGUUUUCGACGGCAUGAUGAACAUCUUCCAGAACAUGGUGAAGAUUUACACUAACUCGGAAGCUGACACAUACCACUCCCGCUAUGAGGACAUGACGGAGUCCUCCGAAAGCUUCGACACCCACGUAAAGGCACUCUUUGACUUCAUGUUUGAAGAUCUCAUAACGCCUGAAGAGCAUGAAGCGAUCCGCAAGCGGGCGAAGAAGGAAGACCUCAAUCGGGGUGAGAAUGGUCUCUCCGCUGGCAAGAACCACACUAACAGCGAGGAGUGUGAGGCUAAUGCGCUUGCGGUGCUGGAGCAAAGCCCGGACAUUUACCAGCCCAUCCAGGAGCUGAUACUAACU
Messenger RNA from Symbiodinium necroappetens, 900 nucleotides. The record is from the annotation of a GenBank genome assembly. Lineage: Eukaryota; Dinophyceae; Suessiales; Symbiodiniaceae.